Molecule: messenger RNA, 863 nt
Organism: Contarinia nasturtii (swede midge)
Lineage: Eukaryota; Metazoa; Arthropoda; Insecta; Diptera; Cecidomyiidae
Exons: 5
Coding region: 116-754 (212 amino acids)
Source: RefSeq, a predicted model, not a curated record
UGCUCAUAUCUAAUUCGAGAUAUCAUAUAAAAUCUGGUAGGAAGAACGACGAAGUAUCAUUCGUGAAUUGAAGUUCAAGAAGACCAUUAUUCAGUAACAGUUUUUUGUGGCAGCAAUGAAGCAAUAUCUAUUCUACUGUGCUAUAAUUUCGGCCGUUGCGCUGAUAAACGGUUAUUCAAUUGAAUUAGACAAUAUUGAGCUUUUGAGCGGAGAAUUCUUCAAUUACGAUGACCAUCGUAUUACCGAUGAACAAAGGAAGUGUGUUGAAGAUGGAAUUAAUAAAAUUAAGGACGAGAACGCCAAUUUGAAACCAUGGUUCGAUGAUAUCGAAAAAACUGCCAAUACAAUAACAAAAUUAUCAGAAAAGUGUUAUGCACUUAAUGGUGUUGCUCAAAAAAUCUGCUUCAAAUUUCUUGGACGGUUUGUCAGUGCACAAAGAAAACGAUUGUUCGGCAAUUUGACUGAAGAACAAAAAGAAGUUCUCGACAAUGUUAAGAAAAUCUUGAAAGAAUGUCUAAAAGAAGAAACAGCGCCAGGUGUAAUAAAGAUUCCAUUUGAUGACAACGAUGAGUCAGAGAUAAAUGUGAAGGAAUUUUUAGAAAUGAGAUUUAAUUUUUUUCCAAGUAAUGCCAACACCGAGGAACAAAUCAAUUGUAUCAAGGUGUGCGUGACUUUUAGUUAUACAAUUCAUAUUGUAACAUUAAUGGGAGGAUGUAGUGUGGCGCCCUCCAUUCUAGAGGGAACGUCAAUGUAAUUUAACAACUCAAAUCGAAAUUAAACAGCGCGCUAAAUUUGGAAUGUGUGGAUGAUGUGUCCUCCCCAACCGGCUAAGCCUAUGAAGAGACAAAAUGCGAAUUCCCCUC